UUGCCGGUACCCUGUAAAGCAGAGCAGAUCAUGUGACUGAAAAGCAUGACACAUAGAUAAGGAAGCAGAGUGCAAACGGAGCAGACUGUCAAGACAGAACUAAGGUCUUCGGGAGACUCCCAAUGCGUCAACCAUGGCCUACCAGUACGGAAAAGUGCAGGACCCAAAUGUGCUUACUCAGACGAUAAUCUCCAACAUCCAGAAGAUAACACAACAAACAUCUGAAAUUCAGAGAAUUGUGAAUCAGUUGGGAACCCCACAAGACACAACUGAGCUCAGACAGCAGCUCCAGCAGAAACAGCAAAAUGUCAACCACCUUGCCAAAGAGACAGACCGAUGUGUGAAGGAAUUUGGCUCUUUGCCUGUCACAACUGAACAGCGCCAGAGAAAGAUCCAGAAAGAUCGCCUUAUCAACGACUUCUCCAAUGCACUGGCCAAUUUCCAAAAGGCACAGAGGCAGGCUGCUCAGAAAGAGAAGGAGUUUGUUGCCAGAGUCCGUGCCGAGUCCAGAGUGUCGGGUGGUUUUCCUGACGACAGCUUUGGAGGAAAUGGAAACCCCUUUGAAAGUGGGGGGCAGGCCCAGGUCCAGUCUCAGUCCCAGGAGGUGGCCAUCACUGAGGAAGACCUGCAGCUCAUCCAGGAGAGAGAGACUUCCAUCAGACAGCUAGAGUCUGAUAUUACCGAUAUAAAUGAAAUAUUUAAGGACUUGGGAAUGAUGGUCCAUGAGCAGGGUGAUAUGAUCGACAGUAUAGAGGCCCAUGUCGAAACUGCCGACCUUCAUGUUCAGAAUGCCAGCCAGCAGUUAGCACAGGCUGCAGACUAUCAGCGCAAAUCUAGAAAGAAGAUCUGCAUUCUCAUUGUCGUUCUGGUCGUACUUGCUGUUGUCGUUGGUUUAAUCAUCUGGGCAUCAGUUAAAGGAUGAUGAUGCUUUUCACACACACUUUGGUCCUGGCAGUUUCAUGAUUCUUUAGGACUAAGUUUGAGUUUCAAGGCCCAUUGCUUGUAAAAUGAAGACAAAUGUGACAGCUGUUUUGUACUGUCACUUUACUAUACUGAACAAAAAUAUAAACGCAACAUGUAAAGUUUUGGUCCAAUGUUCCAUGAGCUGAAAUAAAAGAUUGCAGAAUUUUUUUCCCACAUGCACAAAAAGAUUAUUUCUCUCUGUGCACAAAUUUGUUUACAUCCCUGAACAUUUCUUCUUUGCCAAGAUAAUCCAUCGCCUGACAGGUGUGGUAUAUCAAGAAGCUGAUUAAACAGUGUGAUCAUUACACAGUGGCACAAUGCCACAGAUGUCCCAAGUUUUGAGGGAGCGCGCAAUUGGCACGUUGACUGCAGGAAUGUCCACCAGAAAAUGUAAUGUCCAUUUCUCUACCAUAAGCUGCCUCUAAAUUGUUUUAGAGAAUUUGGCAGUACAUCCAACCGGGCCUCACAACCGCAGACCACGUGUAACCACACCAGCCCAGGACCUCCACAUCCAGUUUCUUCACCUGCGGGAUUGUCUGAGACCAGCCACCUGGACUGGUGAUGAAACUGAGGAGUAUUUAUGUCUGUAAUAAAGCCCUUUUGUGAGGAAAAACUAUUUUUGAUUGGCUGGGCCUGACUCCUAACUGGGUUGGUCUAUGCCCACCCAUGGCUGCACUCCUACCCAGCCAUGUGAAAUCUGUAGAUUAAGGCCAAAUGAAUUUAUUUCAGAUGACUGAUUUCCUUAUAUGAAUUGUAACUCAGUAAAAUUGAUGAAAUUGUUGCAUUUUGCGUUUAUAUUUUUGUUCAGUGUAUUAUAUUGAAAUUUAAAUAGAUCACUUUUCAAGGGAACUUUGUCAGUGUGCCAUUGUUGGCUUCUAUUUGUCAAAAUAGUCCAUCAGUAAUGAAUUAAUAAUGUAUAAACUUAAAUUCUAUAUGAUCUAAAGAGCAUGUCCUUUUGGUGUCUACAUACUGUAUGCUAUCUGCAGGCACAUACAGUGAGUAUACAAAACAUUAAAAACCAGGUUUCACCAGGUGAAAGCUGUGAUCCCUUAUUGAUGUCAGUUGUUAAUUCCACUUCAAUCAGUGUAGUUGAAGGGGGAGGGGAACGGUUAAAGAAGGAUUUUUAAACCUUGAGACGAUUGAGACAUGGAUUGUGUGCCAUUCAGAGGGUGAAUAGGCAAGGCAAAAGAUUUAGGUGCUCUUUAAACAACAGGCGGCACCUUAAUUGGGGAGGACGUGCUUGUGGUAGUCGCUGGAGCGGAAUUAGUGGAAUGGUAUCAAAUACAUUAAACACAUGGUCUCCAUGUGUUGGAUGCCAUUCCAUUAAUGCCGUCCCAGCCAUUAUUAUGAGCCAUUCUCCCCUGAGCAGCGUCCGCUACUUUGAAUGGGUUAUGGUAGUAGGUGCCAGGCACACUGGUUUGUGUCAAGAACUGCAACGCUGCUGGGUUUUUCACGCUCAACAGUUUCCCGUGUGUUUGAAGAAUGGCCCACCACCCAAAAGGACAUCCAGCCAACUUGACACAACUGUGGGAAGCAUUGACGUCAACAUGGGCCAGCAUCCCUGUGGAACGCUUUUGACAGCUUGUAGAGUCCAUGCCACAACGAAUUGAGGCUAUUCUGAGUGCAAAAGGGGGGAGGGGGUGCAACUCAAUAUUAGGAAGGUGUUCCUAAUGGUUGGUACUGUAUGCUCAGUGUAUAUAGUAGUCUCUUGUUCUAUGGACCAAUGCUUUUGUGUCCAGGCUUUUGCCGUUUUAAUCCUGAGAUAUUGAAAUCAUAUUUUUGUUGAUUGUUAAUUAAUAUUAUAGUAAGAAGAAUACACAGAAUAUGCCCGGAAUAGGCUUGUUUAAGACCUGCUGAUUAUAAUGGACCGUAGCCUUGUCUAUGCGCUAGAGGUCAAGGAUUGUGCAAUACUAAACAAGAUCUUGCAUCACUUUUGCUGUAAGGUUCCUCCAAGGAAUGCUGCCUCAAUUCUUCACUUUAUGAAUUUGUAUUUAAUCUCAUAACUACUCUCACUGUAUGAUUAAAUAUGUAUGGAUUGUACACGA
Molecule: messenger RNA, 3008 nt
Organism: Oncorhynchus nerka (sockeye salmon)
Lineage: Eukaryota; Metazoa; Chordata; Actinopteri; Salmoniformes; Salmonidae
Product: syntaxin-7-like
Exons: 10
Coding region: 134-922 (262 amino acids)
Biological process (GO): vesicle fusion; vesicle-mediated transport; intracellular protein transport
Cellular component (GO): SNARE complex; endomembrane system; membrane
Molecular function (GO): SNAP receptor activity; SNARE binding
Source: RefSeq, a predicted model, not a curated record